CCUCUGUUUUUCCAUUCUCCAUACUCCUCCACUUUCUCUCUGAUGCUUCUUCCUUCACAACCCCACCAUACUUUUUUAUUUUCGGGUAAGAAAAACUCGAUCUUUUAUUUAGGCAUGGAUUCUUCUAAGUCCUAUCAAAUCAUGUUACAUAGCUAGGAACUGAGAAUUCAUUAGCAUUUGAGGCUUCGCAGAAUAUUUUUUUUUGAUUGGUUGAAAAAAUAUGAGUGAAGAAAAGGAAAAGGGAAGCAGAAGUAGAGGAAUGGAGAAUCUCUCGUUGGAGUUGGGCAGGUACCCAAGAGAUCUGUUACAGAGAUUCAUGUCAGCUGAUACACAAGAAUCAAUAAACAGAGCUUCCGAAGAAGAAACAGAGGAACUAGAGCUCAACCUGGGUCUCUCACUCGGUGGUCGAUUCGGGGUGGACAAGACAGCCAAGAAACUAACAAGAUCAUCAUCAAUUGCAGGGACAAUAGCUAUAAUCAGAGAAGAUGAUCCACUGACAUCACCACCAGUACAGUAUCCGUCUCUCAUGAGAACCUCUUCUUUGCCGACGGAGACUGAAGAGGAGUGGAGGAAGAGAAAGGAAAUGCAGACUUUGAGGAGAAUGGAAGCCAAGAGAAGGCGAAGUGAGAAGGAAAAUCAGAGGAAUUCGUCUAAUUCAAGACCAGAAGUGAAGACGGAGGACGAGAGAAGGGAAUUGAGUAGGAGUAGGAGUGGUUUUGGGAUGCAACCGCCUUCUGGGUCAGUGGAGUCUCAUGGAGGGAGUUCUUCGGCUAUAACGGAGCUUGAGAGUAAGCCUCUUCAAGGAUCAAGCAGUUGUGGCGAAGCAAGAAGCACGGGUAGUAAUCAUUCUUUGCAAGAAAGAAACAGUCAGGAGGCAGUAGGUUCUUCAACGAUGAAGAAGAACGAAAAUCUACACAGAACUUGCAGCACUGAUGUAGGAAAACUAUCCAGAAAACCCGGAAAGGAGAUUGGGACUAAUCCGAACGAAGAUAUGCCUUGCGUCUUCACCAAAGGAGACGGUCCUAACGGGAGAAGAAUAGAAGGUAUUCUAUACAAGUAUGGUAAGGGAGAGGAUGUAAGGAUAAUGUGCGUCUGCCAUGGCGAGUUCCUCUCUCCAGCAGAAUUUGUCAAGCAUGCCGGUGGCAGCGAUGUUGAUCACCCUCUAAAGCAUAUAGUUGUAAACCCUUCUGCCUCUCUGUUUUCAUAAUGCGAUUCUCAUUCUCCCCUCGAAACAUUGGGGUUGUGAAAACAGAGAGAAUUUUCAGAAACUAGUGUUCUAUUUUUCAAGAAUUCCUUUCUGUUAAAUCCUUGAGGAAGAACUCAAUAUAUAUAAUUCUGUUCUGGGAGAGAUUUCAAUGGCACCUAUGAUAUUUUUAAAAAGCCUCCAUAAGCAGACUUUUGGCUUGGCUCAAGUCUUCAUUCUUGCUCUAACAGCCAGGCGACAGGAAGUUUUCAGGAAAGCAUCAAAGAGGAGAGAAAAUUCAGAUUUGGUAUGAAUUCUGGGUUGUGCAAUAAGAAGCAAAAAUGUGGAAAAAUAAAUAAAAAGGAGCCAACCAGAAGAAUCAGUAAAGCCAAAUUCAACUUCAAGCUAUAUAACAGAUAUAAAAUGUGUUUAUGACCAAACCUGUGAAGCUUCAACAACUGCCCGCUCGCAACCAUGUGAGAGUUAAUUUUGGAAUGAACAGUAUUGCAUAACCAGUAUCAUAAGCAUGUAAUGAAACCUUAAAAGCAAUGUCCUAAAUCAUCCUAAGUGACAAAAAUGUCAAGCAAAGACUCAAGAGAUCUUGCCGUCGAUGCACAACACACUCAAAACUGCAAGGAAGAAAUAAAAUCACAGGUAGAACAUACGGGAGCUUCUGCUCAAUGCAUGGUUAACUGAUGCAUAAAAGUUAAAAGGCUAAUGUCUAGUUUCUGCACAUUUAUCACUUGUCUAAUGACAAAAAAGCGGCUGCAGAAACAUGUUGGGGGAGAAAAAU
Messenger RNA from Tripterygium wilfordii, 1976 nucleotides. Its product is annotated as ninja-family protein AFP2-like. The record is from RefSeq and is a predicted model, not a curated record. NCBI's taxonomy places the organism in Eukaryota, Viridiplantae, Streptophyta, Magnoliopsida, Celastrales, Celastraceae. The coding region runs from base 221 to 1207 and encodes 328 amino acids. Gene Ontology annotation, cellular component: nucleus. Gene Ontology annotation, biological process: negative regulation of DNA-templated transcription; response to abscisic acid; signal transduction. The transcript is spliced from 2 exons.